Messenger RNA from Lagenorhynchus albirostris (white-beaked dolphin), 3355 nucleotides. RefSeq names its product TLC domain containing 5 (gene TLCD5). The transcript is spliced from 2 exons. Gene Ontology annotation, cellular component: membrane. Lineage: Eukaryota; Metazoa; Chordata; Mammalia; Artiodactyla; Delphinidae. Bases 1 to 804 code for a protein of 267 amino acids. The record is from RefSeq and is a predicted model, not a curated record.
AUGACCCAAUGCUGUUUUCUUAGGGUGCAUCCUUUGUUUUUCUGGUUUUGGUCUUUUCAUCGUAGGAUGGCCUUAGCUCUGUGUCUGCAGGCGCUGUGCAGCCUGGGGGGCUGGCUCUCGCUCUACAUUUCUUUCUGUCGCCUGAAUAAUCACCGAAGCUAUGAGUGGAGCUGCCGGCUGGUUACGUUCACCCACGGAGUCCUCUCGAUAGGUCUCUCAGCUUAUAUUGGCUUCAUUGAUGGCCCUUGGCCUUUUACCCACCCAGGCUCACCCAAUACACCUCUCCAAGUGCACGUUCUGUGUUUCACCUUGGGCUACUUCAUCUUCGACUUGGGCUGGUGCAUCUACUUCCAGUCUGAGGGGGCCCUGAUGCUGGCUCACCACACACUGAGUAUCUUGGGCAUCAUCAUGGCCCUGGUGCUUGGAGAGUCAGGCACAGAGGUCAAUGCAGUCCUCUUUGGAAGCGAGAUUACCAAUCCCUUGCUACAGAUGCGCUGGUUUCUUCGUGAAACAGGCCAUUACCAUAGUUUCACUGGAGACGUGGUGGAUUUCCUCUUUGCAGCUCUGUUCACUGGAGUGAGGAUUGGCGUAGGAGCUCACCUCCUCUUCUGUGAAAUGGUCUCACCCAAACCCAAGUGGUUUGUGAAGGUCGGGGGAGUUGCGAUGUAUGCUGUGUCUUGGUGUUUCAUGUUUAGCAUCUGGCGUUUUGCAUGGAGGAAAAGCAGCAAGAAGUACCGCACCUGGAGAAGCAGGCGGAGUGAGGAGCGGCAGGUAAAACACAAUGGACUUCUCAAGACGCACUAGCCAAGGCUUGCUCCAGACAAUGGAUUGGGUUAAGUCAGCCACGGGAACCAGGUUGGAGAUAUGGCUGUUACAGAAUCCUGCUUAUGACGAGCUUAGGUUUCUAAAAAGGGCUAAAUUUAUCCAUCCGUUUGGUCAGUCUUGGAGCGGAACACAUCCCAGUAUUAAAACACUAACUUCUGCAGCUGUGCAGUUGUAGAAAGUGAGACUACCAGCAGUAGUUGUAAGUCAGAACUGUGAGGUGAGCAUGCUGCCUUCCUUUUAAGUUGUGGUGACCCUGGCUCCUUUGUCUCUGGGAGGCUUGGUGAUCAGACAGCCUAGAAAGGAACUCAAAAAGCAUGAGUGCUGUUUCUUCCUUAUUCCUUUGAGAAGUGACUCCUUCAACAAAUACUUCUUCCUACUUUCUGUGUAGCAGCUUAAAGAAAUGCACCUCAUUUACUAUAAAGUGAGGAACUUUCAGGAAGAUACAUGCCUUUGGCAUUCUGAGCAUUGGAUGAGGAAAUUGAAUGGGGGGACAGAAGGAUGAGAGAAGGAUGUGGGUGAAACCGUGAUGGUGGGGGUGGGGCUACUUACUGAGCCUCCCUAUACCAUAUACUUGGUAUAUACCAUAAAGGACUCCCUGUACUUGGGGGUCCCAAGAUCACCCUCAGGCUUGGUGCAGUGGACUCACAGGACUCAGCACGCAGUUGUACUUGGAGCUUUGAUUUAUUACAGCAACAGGAUACAACAAAAGAUCAGCCAAGGGAAAAGGCACCUGGAGCAGAGUACAGGGGAAACCAGGCCCAAGCUUCCAGAGCCCUCUCCCAGUGGGAUCAUGCAGGAUGUGCUUAAUUCCCCUAGCAACGAUUUGUUCACAAUAUGUGUGAAAUGUCUAGAAGGAAGCUUGUUAGAGGCUAAGUACCCAAGGUUUUAAUGGGGGGCUGGUCAUGUAGGCAGUCUUUUCCUGACUCCCAGAAGGAAAGGAGGUUUUCGCCGUGAACCACAUUGUUUGUAGAAACAGUUUAGAGCCAGUGAGCCAGUCUCAUCAGUUCAUGUGGGAACCUUCUCAAUGAAAUCGAAGUCUUCAGAUGUCAGCCAAGGGCCAACCUUGCAAACAGCCCUUUCCAGGCCUACUAUAUUAACUCUUUUCUGCACAAAAACCAUAGAGCUAGAGCUUUGGAUGAGAGAUGAAUGAGGUGUGGGCAGAUUUACCGGGCCCUGUUGUACAGGUUCUGCCCUACCAGGAAAACUCUGCCAGUUCUCAGGGCUUUUGUGCAUUAAUCUCCUAGGCAUGAGAGGCUGUGACUGAAUUCCAUAGGGAUUUACCAUGUGGAUUCCACUGGGCUUGAGAUGCCAGUUCAGGUUUCAGCUCUGCUAUACAUACUGCAAACCAGAACCAAAGACCAAAUGUCCUGGCCUCAGGGUGAUGAGGCUACUUGUUUUUCUCCAUUUCAGAUACAUUACCUGUUCCUCCUGUUACUACUUUUUCUCUGGAAAAGGUGCCACUCUCUCUGGAUAAUAUAUCAUGGCAAGGCCCGUGUUGGAAAGAAAAAAUAUUUCUUAAUCAGUAGUCUCUCAGCUAGGAAAAGCAAGAACGUAAGUGUAGAGGAAGGGCUUAGGAAUCGAGAAUUCUUCGUUUCUUUGAACUAGUUUGGCUACUCACCUGCCAGAUCAUUUGGGCAGGUCACUUGUUUACUCUGCUUCAGUUUAAACCCCAUUGUCAAUUAAGGAAAUACCCCGUUGUGAAUUUCACAGAGACAUUAGGUGGUGUUUUAUUAAUGCAGGUCUUUAAUAUAGGGCUUUUACGGGGAAAAAAGGGAAGUUUUAUUUGUUUGUUUGUUGUUUAUUUAUUCAUUUGAUUGCGUUGUUGAGACCAGUGGUGAGCGAGUAGCUCAGCUGAUGAGCGAGGGUAUGGGGAUGUUGAAGUCAAGGCUGGACGUGAGUAGGAAGUAUCAGCCCAUUCAAUGGUAAUCCUAGCCUAAUGAGUGGUCUUGAAGAUGGACGUCAUUGUCUAGGUAUGACCAAGUGGUUGGAACUGCAUGAGGUCAUCAUUGCUCUGAGAAAAGCGGCUUUAAAGGCAUGUUAACCGUGGGUCUUUUAAAAUGACUGUCUUCAGGUUAAGGAGAUUUGCUGGACAUGAGAAUAAUCUGACAGUAGCAUCUCCAUCUCUUUUUUUCUAUGAUCAGUAUCCCUGAAAUGUUAGCUUCUUUCCAACAAAAUUGUGGUCCAAGUAGGAUGCUGGGGAAUGCUGAUUUUAGCAAAAGCCUAGUUAGAAAAAAAAAAAAAGAGUGGCUUGGCACAAAAGAAAAAAAAAAAAAGAAAAGGAAAAAGCCGUCUCUUGAGUUUUGGCACAGUGCAAGCUGUCCCACACCAGACAAAUGAAUAGACUUAAUCUGGUACCAUUCUUCUCUCCUUCCACCUCAGAAGUGAAGGGAUUGCAGACCUUGCUCUUUUAGGGGAACAUAGUUAGGUUUCUUGAAUUUCGAGAAACCUAUCUAGUGAUAAGGGAAGGAGAAUCCCUCAUUUCAGCUUUUCUUGCUGUUGUAGCUGAAAACUCUGAAGGAAACUCGCUGAG